AUGAAUCCUUUCCCCUGUGUCACCAUUUUGCUCCGCCUUUCUUUGAUGGCCACCGCCAUCAACUUCACCAGUCAAGUCUUCGAGUGGCCCAAUUAUUUAGACUACGAGUGGCCGUCGGAGGCGAACCGGACACAGCCACGGCAAGCUGGAACUCUCAAACCAGAGGAUAUUCAACCUCGUUACAUGGCUGUCUACAAAACAAGGAUCUUCCUCAGCAUAAAAUACGAUAGCAACCUUCCGGUGAGUUUGGUGUCUUUGCCGACAAGCGGCGCAUCUUCUCUGUCCCCGAAGCUAACCCCAGUCCCGUCGUUGGACAUGCAUGGAUAUGGAAACUGCAACAAAAUAGAAAAAGCAAAAGGGCUGCAAGUUGAUUCCGUUGGAAGGCUGUGGGUAUUGGACAGCGGCAGCCUCAAAUGCUAUUCCAAAAUAUGGGCCAUUGACUUGGCCGACAAUGAUCACACCAAACUCAUUUAUCAGUUCCCUUUUCACAAAUUGAUGCACGAUAUAGUGAUUGAUGAAACACCCAAUGGAACCUUUGCCUACAUUGCAUUGUGGGUUAAAGAACAAAUUGUCGUGUUUAGUUUAGCGAAAAAUCAAUCUUGGUUAUUGGACACGCCAGGAGUCGAGGUUUUUUCCAUCGCCCUAUCUCCCAAGGAAGAAUUGCCGACACAGCUCUACCUUGUUCCAGAUGUUGCCACUGUUACAUCCAACUGUACAUGUGAAGAGGGGAAAACAGAAGAAUCUACAAAUUAUGCUUUGAUCGGCUCGCUCGACUUCUUCCUGGUCUUGAGCUGCAUUUUCACCCUGUGGCUCGCCCUAAGGAUUAGAAAAUUGCAAAAUUCCAACGAGCAACGCAACGCAGGCGCCGUGGAAAUGGAAAUGCCAACUCUCCCGAAUCCCGUCUCGCCGGAAAUGGUGCACGAGGAAAUCGAAAACGAUUUAUACGGCGUCGUCACGGCCCCGGCCCCUCGUCCAAGGAUGUGA
Molecule: messenger RNA, 984 nt
Organism: Cloeon dipterum
Lineage: Eukaryota; Metazoa; Arthropoda; Insecta; Ephemeroptera; Baetidae
Product: protein yellow-like
Exons: 3
Coding region: 1-984 (327 amino acids)
Source: RefSeq, a predicted model, not a curated record